This is a messenger RNA of Penicillium olsonii, 1869 nucleotides long. Lineage: Eukaryota; Fungi; Ascomycota; Eurotiomycetes; Eurotiales; Aspergillaceae. The record is from the annotation of a GenBank genome assembly.
AUGUACCGCGUCCGGUUGCCUACGCGCUUGACACGACAUCAAGACUCCCAUCUCGAACCCGACAGAGUCUUCCUGAAAUAUGCCAGCGUGAGAUCUAAUGCCCACCAUAUCACCCACAAUCGACCGAAACAGGCAACUGACAGUCAGACUCCCAGCGUUGGCGAUCAACACCGCGGCGGUGCGGGAUCCAUCGUGAUGCCAAACUCUACAACAACUACAGCGAAUCCAUUCGAGGAACCCCAGCGCCGAAUAAACGAGUACACCGCACAAGAGAUCGCGACACUGCAAGCCCGUCUAGACAAAAAAUUGGGGCCCGAGUAUAUCUCCGCGCGCCCAGGAGCUGCGGGGCAGAAAGUACAUUAUCUCUCUGCGGAUAAAUGUAUCAACUUGGCGAACGAGGUGUUUGGAUUCAAUGGAUGGUCUAGUUCGAUCCAAACCAUCCAGAUUGACUUUGUCGAGGAGAACCAAAAUACCGGCAGGAUCAGCUUGGGGCUUUCGGUGAUCAUGAGAGUCACACUUCGAGACGGGACAUUUCACGAAGAUAUUGGCUACGGACAUAUCGAGAAUUGCAAGGGCAAGGCUGCGGCAUUCGAGAAGGCCAAAAAAGAAGGCACAACGGAUGCAUUAAAACGCGCUCUGAGAAAUUUCGGCAAUGUUCUGGGCAACUGUAUCUACGACAAGGACUACGUUGCAAAGGUUACCAAGGUCAAGGCGGCACCAGGCAAAUGGGACGUUGAAGAAUUGCAUCGCCAUCCGGAUUUCGCGCCGGCCAAAAAGCAACCACCUCCACCUCCACCUGUGCCCGAAGACGAGGAAAUCUCUCUUCCUCAACCGAUACAGCAAGCGAGAGGGAAUCCGCCCGCGAGCCUAGGGUCAUUCGAUGUCGAGGGAGAAUUCGGGAGUGACUUUUUUGACGAAGCCGAUUUUGGGGUAGCUGAGACCGGCAACCCUGACGAGAUGGUGAUAGACACGGAGCCACAACGACAAGCUCCUAUAUCAAAACCCCCGCCAGUGCAGACAGGACCACCAUCUGUGAGGCCGACGGUCAACUCAUCGAUUGUCACACCCUCGAAGCCCGAGCGAUGGAACCCCACAGGUGCAGCUGGACGACCAAACCCCGUAGCCAUGGCUUCAGCUGCAGCACAAGGCCGGCCAAUUCCCGGACAAGGCCAAUCACCGAAUGUUUCAAAUUCUCGAGUAUCAGUCCCACCACAGAAACCAGCUAACCCGCCGAACCCUGUAAAUAAAAUGGCACAAAUUGCGGCCAAAAAGGAAAGCCUGCUGGCAAACCAAGAAAUGAACCCACCAACCGGCACACCAUCUGCAGGAUUCUUUUCUGCCAGGGCCGUCGAUCUACUGCGCGAUAACCCCAACGCGGUUCCUGCGGGGGCUCCUCAAUUCGACCCCCACGCAGAGAGCCCAUCCAUCCGCAAGACAGCAGGUGUAGAUCACACCAAGAGCAUCCCCAUAUCCAGACCUAUGCUAUCAACCGCCUCUCCCGCACCCAACUCCAACUCUCGGGACUUCGUCAACCCUACCGCAGACCUUCAGCGCAGAGUUGGCGCUCCCGGUGCCGGUGCCGGAGCCGGUAGCCCCAUCAACAGAGGCCCAUCAGUCUCAUCAUAUCGACCUCUGACCCGACCUAAUCCCGACAAAAGAAGCGUUUCCAACCCGGUAACCACGAACCGUCCUGGUGUUCCGCCCGCACAGAACAUCAAUGGCAAACGCCCACCUUUAGCCGAUUCCAAUCACAAUGAUUCCAAAGGUGCUCCGGGGGCGCCAGUACCCGGCAUCAACGAUCCAAAACGGCCCCGUGUCGUGAACGGAAACAUGGGAUCUUUUUCGGGGCCUAAGGGACCCUCCCAGUAA